UGUGUGCCUGCGGGAGAACAUAGCAAUGGGGACGCGCUUGCUGCUUUUCUUGCCAUGGCUGCUGCUGCUGCUGCUGCUUCCAUCACAUGCUGUGACAGCGUUCCGGUUCACAGUGGAUGACUUCCCUCACGAUUUUACCUUUGGAGCUGGGACUGCGGCUUUUCAGUACGAGGGUGCAGUAGCUGAGGACGGGAGGAGCCCAAGCAUUUGGAAUACCUUUGCUCAUUCAGCAAGGAAUCCAAAUGAGCACAGUGGUGAUAUUGCUUGUGAUGGCUAUCACAAGUAUAAGGAAGAUGUAAAACUAAUAAAAGACAUAGGUCUGACGGCUUACAGGUUCAGCAUAUCUUGGUCAAGACUUAUUCCUGAUGGGAGAGGAGCGAUUAAUCCAAAGGGGCUGCAGUUCUACAACGAUAUGAUAAAUGAACUAGUGAAACAGGGUAUUCAGAUACAUGCUGUCAUUUACCAUCUAGACCUCCCACAAAUUCUCGAAGAUGAGUAUGGUGGAUGGUUGAGCCCCAGAAUUGUAGAUGACUUCACAGCAUAUGCUGAUGUGUGUUUUCGCGAGUUUGGCGAUAGGGUUGCGCACUGGACAACUAUCCUGGAACCCAACAUCAUUGCUCAAGGUUCUUAUGACAAAGGAAUUGCGGCCCCUGGACAUUGUUCGUUUCCAUUUGGCCGUGAUUGUACGGUUGGCAACUCCUCUGUGGAGCCUUACUUGUAUCUACACUACAGUCUAUUAGCUCACUCAUCUGUCGUUGGGCUUUACCGGGAGAAGUAUCAAGUGGUGCAGAAGGGCGUUGUGGGCAUAAAUCUGUACUCCUUGUGCAUUUACGCAUUGACAGAUUCAGCUGAAGAUAUUCAGGCAACUGAAAGAGCCAAUGACUUCUUGUUUGGUAGCAUCUUGCACCCUUUCUUGUUUGGAGACUACCCUGAGAGCAUGAAGAAGGCCGCUGGUGUUCGCCUUCCAUCCUUCUCCAGUUACGAAUCCAAGCUUGUUACCGGUGCAUUUGACUUCGUUGGACUGAAUCACUACAGCUCGAUAUACGCGAGCAACAAUCCUGAUGCAUCAAAUAUGCCCGUGAGAGACCAAGCAGCUGACGUUGGAGCUUUGUUCAGAGAAACCAGGGAUGGGCAAACUGUCACGCAGUAUCCAGCAGGCAGAAUGGUUGAUCCUCAAGGACUAGAGCAAGUACUCAAAUAUAUCCGUGAAAAGUAUGGAAAUAUCGGAAUUUAUAUCCAGGAAAACGGGCGUGGACAAAUUGAUGACGACGACGACGACCUGAUGGAUGUAGAAAGGAUUGACUACCUGAAGAAAUACAUUACAGCCACACUGAAAGCCAUCAGGGAUGGAGCCAGUGUCAAAGGAUACUCUGUAUGGGCAUUGAUGGAUAUGUAUGAGAUAUUCGGGGGUUACAAGGCGCAUUUCGGCCUUAUCCGCGUCGAUUUCAGGAACCCGAGACGUCAGAGGCAGCCCCGGCUUUCUGCGCACUGGUACUCAAACUUCUUGAAGAAUAAUGCUACGAUUCAGGUGGAGAGUGGUGCAGCGACUGCUACUUCUCAUGCACAAAUUUAAACUCCCCAUCCAAAGAAUGCCAUGUUAUAUAUGCAUGAGAGCCGCACUCUGAACAUAAAUCAUUGAAAGGGCAGAUUUUCCUGAGAUUUUCAGCGUGGUGUUUGGUAUGUGGAGCAUGCCGUAUGGUUUGUGAAUUAUCUUAUUGCUAUUACUAAUAACAAACUAUUUUUAAAGCCUU
Panicum virgatum (switchgrass) is the source of this 1751-nucleotide messenger RNA. Its product is annotated as beta-glucosidase 20-like. The transcript is spliced from 13 exons. Gene Ontology annotation, molecular function: beta-glucosidase activity. Lineage: Eukaryota; Viridiplantae; Streptophyta; Magnoliopsida; Poales; Poaceae. The record is from RefSeq and is a predicted model, not a curated record. The coding region runs from base 26 to 1573 and encodes 515 amino acids. Gene Ontology annotation, biological process: carbohydrate metabolic process.